ACUGCGAAUGGAAAAGGACCCUCUCCUUUCACAGCCACACCCGACACGGAUUCCCUCUCCCAACCGGCACAACUCCGUCUUCUCCAACCAGUGCCAGAAUCCAAUCUCCGACUGACACAACUCAAUCGUCUCUCUCUCUCUGCAAUCGUUGCCGGAAUCGACCGCCGUCUCCGACCAGCGUAGCCCCUUUCCAACUCCCUGCAACAGCCCUUGCAAUAGCUCCCCCCCCCCGGCGGAAUCGACCGUCGUCUCCGACUGAAACAACCUCCUCUCUCCUUGCAAAGGCCCCUUUACAUCUCCUUCCAUUCAAAGAAAUUGCAGAAGUGAAGAAGUCAGAUGUACCUUGCAAAAAUAAAGAAGUCAGGUGUGUAAAUUGAAGAAGUGUGUUUGGGGUGCGGUUUUGCAAGCUGAAGCCACAUUUCUCCAGUUAAGGAGAGGAAGCUUUAAGAUAGCGACACUGUAACGCACCUUAAACAUUGGCAUGGUGCUAAUAUUGCCUUGAAGACAUCGACACUGUAACGCGCCUUAAGCCUAUCUUUAAGUGUAUUCUUCUUUCAUACACUUUUUUUUCUCUUUCAUUGGAUCCGAUCUCCAUUAUCAAAAUCCAAGAAUGGCAGGAAGUAGUUUAUCAGGAAGCAGUUCAUCAAGUUCCAUACAAAUCAUGGAUCUAGAUCCAACAUGGGUGAGUUCUUUGAAAGAGAAGAUGCAGGCCCCUCCACAGCUACUAAAAGAGUCGGCAGGUAGUAUUUCGUGUUCCAUCUACAGAGUCCCCGAGUGCUUCCGUGAAGCGGACGAAAAGGCCUACGCCCCUCAGACUGUCUCUGUGGGCCCGUACCAUCGUGGCAAGCAAAUGCUAGAGGCCUUGCAAGAGCACAAAUAUAGGUACUUGCGUGGGGUCCGCUCUCGGGCCGGUGACAACGGAUUGGAGAGGUGUUUGAUGGCCAUCAAGGAGUUGGAGCAACGUGCACGGGACUGUUAUUCGGAAAACAUCAACCUCAACAGCAACGAAUUCGUUGAGAUGAUGGUGGUUGAUGGUUGCUUCAUUCUCGAGCUCCUUUGCAAGGGGUUUGGCCUUGUGGACAAAACAAACGACCCCCUCUUCACGCACUGCUGGCUACAGAGGAAGCUACAAAGUGACUUGCUGAGGCUCGAAAACCAAAUUCCAUUCUUUGUUCUCGAACGUUUAUUCGAUCUAAUGAACCUUUCAUUGCAAACAAAGGACCCUCUCACACGCAUCGUCCUCAAGUUCUUCCAUGAGAUGGUGCCAGGAAGAAGAAGCAUGACGACAGUAGAAAGCAGUCCAAAUACCAGUACCAAUCCCAAUCACAAAACCCAACAUUUGCUCCAUCUAUUUCACUCGAGUCUGCUUCCUGAUAUCCAAGGGAAGAAACUGAAGUACAAAGCCCAGAAGACGAUCACACCACACUCGGGACCAUUGAAACUAUUUCCAAGCGUGACAAAACUAACUGAGGCAGGUGUGGUGUUCAAGGCAAGUCAUGCUAAUAGCUUCUUAGAUAUCAAAUUCAGACAAGGGGUGGUAGAAAUUCCGCCUUUAUCCAUGGAAGAUGAAACCAACUCGCUCUUCCUGAACCUCCUCGUCUUCGAACAAUGCUAUUCUCAUUGCAGGAGCCACAUUACUGCUUAUGCCACCUUCAUGGAUUGUCUCAUCAACUCUACGGAAGAUGUUGGGAUUCUAUGCCACAAUGGAAUCCUUGCUAACUGGUUGGGCGGUCAUGAAGAGGUAGCUGAUCUCUUCAACAAGCUUGGCAGAGAGGUUACCAUCAAUUGCGACAAUUUCUAUCUUUCUGAUGUUUUCGAGAACUUAGAUCAGUAUUACAGGAUCCCAUGGCAUGCUUGGCGUGCAAGCUUGAUGCACAAGUACUUCAAUAAUCCAUGGGCUAUCAUUUCUUUUGUUGGUGCUGUGAUUCUCCUCGUCCUUACAUCCGUACAGACAUUCUUUACUGCAUAUCCAUGUUUCCACCAACCAUGAUAGGCCCAUGCUUGAACUUGAAGAUAGGUCAUGGACAUUUCAUUUCCCUAUCGAAGUUAGAUCACCUGAACUUAGAUAAACCACCAUCGAGGUCAUCCUUUUCAAUUUCUUGUUUCUCAGUGACUAUAAUGUUCCAUGUAUUGAAGAAAAAUAAUGUCUGAAAAUUAUAACUGUAUUUAUCAUCUCCAAUGUAUGAGUGUUUCAUAAGAAUUUUUUCUUCUUCUUC
Magnolia sinica is the source of this 2216-nucleotide messenger RNA. Its product is annotated as UPF0481 protein At3g47200-like. NCBI's taxonomy places the organism in Eukaryota, Viridiplantae, Streptophyta, Magnoliopsida, Magnoliales, Magnoliaceae. The transcript has 2 exons. The coding region runs from base 611 to 1990 and encodes 459 amino acids. The record is from RefSeq and is a predicted model, not a curated record.